CGCGGGGCGGCUCCGCCAUGGCCGCGGGCCGCUCCCCGCCCACCUUCCUGCUGCUGGGGGCGGCCGGCGGCGGCAAGAGCCUCCUGGUGCGGCGGCUGCGCCAGCUGAGCGCCGAGGAGCCCGCGGAGCUGGGCGAGCCCCCGGCCACGCUGCCCACGGUGGGCACCAACCUGACGGACCUGCGGCUGCCGCGGAGAGUCACCGUGCGGGAGCUGGGCGGCUGCAUGGGCCCCAUCUGGCCCAGCUACUACAGCGAGUGCAGCGCUCUCCUGUUCGUGGUGGACGCCUCCAACCCCACCCAGCUCUCCUCGUCCUGCAUCCAGCUGCUCUCGGUCCUCUCCGCAGCGCCGCUCGCCUCCGUGCCCGUCCUGGUGCUCUUCAACAAGAUUGACCUGCCGUGCUACAUGUCGCUGGUGGAGAUGAAGUCACUGUUCCGCAUGCAGGACAUGGUGUCCUGUGCCACGCAGCCCAUCACCAUGCUGGAGACCAGCGCCCGCGACGGCACCGGGCUGGCCGAGGUGCUGCAGUGGCUCCGGAGCGCCCUCCGAGAGCCCUGCUGACCCCAGCCUGCAGCCCAGGACGCUCCUGUCACACAGGGAAAUGGCCAAGGAGCAGCUGCCCUGCCUGGGGCUGGGAGCAAGAGCCCAGACAGUGCCUUGGGCUGUUGAUGGACUGGAUCCCUGUGGGACUUCACAGUAAAACUCCCACCACACUGUC
This is a messenger RNA of Agelaius phoeniceus (red-winged blackbird), 717 nucleotides long. It is a transcript of the gene ARL16, whose product is annotated as ARF like GTPase 16. Lineage: Eukaryota; Metazoa; Chordata; Aves; Passeriformes; Icteridae. Gene Ontology annotation, molecular function: GTPase activity; GTP binding. The record is from RefSeq and is a predicted model, not a curated record.